CUUCCGGAAACUCGGGCACUGACAAGUCCUGCUCCCAGCCGUCCACCUUCUGCAGAUACUGGUAGACCAGGCUGUCCUUCUCCUCCUGGGUGACGGCGUCGAGCAGAGCGUACUCCAGCGAGGUCUGAGCCGGGAGCAGGCCCGAGAGGCUGCAGCUCCGGGCUCCGGGCGCCGCCAUGUUCUCUCCGGACAGUCCAGAGGCGGCCGCAGAGCCCGCGGGACGGUCUCGUUUGGAGGGAGAGGGACUUACGGUCCUUUGGUUUCAAAACCGCACAUUCGCCUCACUCUCCACCAGCCCCACUCCACGCUCACAGCACUUUUUUCAAAUGCUAAAGUACAAAUUGACGCAAUUCCCAGGCACGUACUUAAACUACUGUCCCAACCUACCCCGCCCCUCUAAAUCUUCUCGCCGCCGCUGAGCCUGGACAUUCAGAGCGCCAGAUUCAACAUGGAAAAGGCUUCUGGGCCAGCGUUCUAGAAGCUCCAAGAGAACAAUUCCCCACCCUUCACUUUGAAAAUUAGCAAGUUUUAGAACUAAAACAAAACAAAAAUAAAUCCGUAGGAUUUAAAAGGACCCUAACUUUUUUUCUUUUUAAAGUCUCACGUUUAGACCAGGAUCAGCCGAUUCGACACAGCAUUGGGAACGUGAAGCUGUUCCCGCCACGGCACGAAAGUGUUUGUUCAUUGCCGCUGGAGGAAGAUACUGGAUUGACCCAGGAAACUGAAGUUGUCGAAUAUUCACCAGUCACGGAUAAGGGCGCGUUUUGGGGUUUUUUUUUUUUUUUUUUUGCCAAUCACACACAUUCGAUUAUGGUGUGACUAGUGUUACUCACAAACUGAAGUAGCCAUUAAGUGUUUGGAACACCUGCUGAGCCAGUUGCCCAGGGACUGUGGUUGGAUUUGUGAGUUAUUUGGACAAUUGUCCAGUUGAAAGAGAGCUGACAGGAGCUUUAUAACAAUUUUACAAAACUCCUUCUAAGAUUGAACUGUUAAACCUAUACUUCCCAUUGGGGUUUAGUGUUCAAAGUAUUACUGAUACUACUUUUAUGAAUCAAGUCCUGGGAAAAACCAAGAUACCUGAACAAAAUACACACAAUGGAAAACUCAGAUGUUAAUUUGAUUGUGCUAUAAAUGAAACAGCAAGUGUUCUCAUGUAUAAGGUUUGUAGUUUGCCAAUAUAUUCAUUAUCAGAGCUUUAGAUUCCCAUCAAGUUGGUGGGUUUUUUGUUACUUUUUUUUCUGAGCAAAAUAAUUCCAUUUAAAAAUUUUGUAACACGACAUAGACCCUCAAUUUACUUAAGAUUAGUGCUUCUUUAAUGAUCAAAAACAUUUUGCCAUGUUAGAGGAUGCUUUUCUGGAACAAGACAUCUGGGAAUACAAAUCCAAAAGAAAACCCAAACCAGUACAUCCAAAUAAUUGCUCUGAGAAUAUUCCAAAAUCUGUUGAGAAAGCAACAGAUGAACAAUACCAGUCAAAACGAAACAGAAAUAAAAAAAGGACUGUAGAAGGUAGAAAGAAGGUUAAGGCCCCCGAAACGUGCCUUGGAGAAACAGAAAGUCAGACUUCUGGCGCUUCCAGUCAGAACUCUAGUUGUGGAGAUGGUAUUCAGCAGUGCCAAGACAGGGAGGCCACUCCAGGAAAGCACUGUAGGACUCACAAAAACAAACACGUGUCUCCGAAGAUACGACCAGUUUAUGAUGGGUACUGUCCAAACUGCCAGAUGCCUUUUUCCUCCUUGCUAGGUCAAACACCUCGAUGGCAUGUUUUUGAGUGUUUGGAUUCCAUACCAGUCUCCGAAACAGAGUGUCCUGAUGCUCUUCAGUGUUCCUCAACAAUUCCUUCUCAUUACAAGAGAUACACUCAUCUCCUGCUAGCGCAAAGCAGGGCUAGUAAUAGUCCUUUCAGCAAUCCAUCCCAUGAGUCAGGUGGGAGUUUCAGUGAGACUCAUUCAGGCUUUCUUUGUAGCCUUAAGGAAAGAUGGUCUCCAUAUCAGAAACAAACAGAUAACUUAAAAAAAAAUGUUUCAACUGAUCCCUUGUUAGUGACCCAAUGUCUAAGAAAAUCUCAGUCUCCAACUGAAACUGAUAAAAAGGUUUCCUCUUUGACAAAUAUCCAAACUUCCCAACAAGUCCCACAAUUUACAGAACUUGUUAAUAAUGACAAACUGGUAGGAUUUGGUUUGCCUCUUGCUGAAGAAUUAGACAGUCAAAACAGCCCAGAGCACAUAAAUUUGACAUUGCCAGAAAAUGACUUUAGCAACUGUGAAAUCUCCUAUUCUCCACUUCAAAGUGAUGAAGAAACUUAUGAUACAGAUGAAAAGCUGGAUGAUUCACAACAGGAACUAUUUUUUACAGAAAGCUCUAAAGAUGGCAGCUUAGAAGGAGAUGAAAAUAGCUCCACUUUGUCUAAAAAACUCCAUGACCCUUUACUGAAGGACCAGGAGGAGAGCUGCCCCGAAGUGGAUAGCUUCUUAACUCAGGAUAAAUACGAUGAAGAACUGUAUAAAUGCAACACUCUAAAUGAUUCGUCUCAACUUACUUUCCAAAAUAAGAGUAUUAUUUUACGUGAUGAUCCAGCAUAUACUGAUGAUGAUUUUAUAUUGUUUCCACCUGCAUUAGCAGAGAGGUUUACUUCUCCUAGUUACCAAGCCACUAAAGCAAAACCUGAUGAGCCAGAAUUUCACUCAUCUCAAUCAAAUAAAGAGAAACAGGUAAUUGGAGAAUCAGCUGUUUACAAUCAAAUUUCUCUUCCGUUACUUAAGAAUAAAAUGUCAAAACCUUUUGAAAGCCAGGGAGGAGGGUGUCAUUCUUUCCAACCAACCCAAAGUAAAACUAGAGAAUUAUCAAGUAAGAAUUUCAAUGCUAAGCACAAUACGAACUCAGCAUGUUUCUGCAGAAAGGCAUUAGAUGGUAUGCUAGACAGUAAAGUUACAGCUUUAAAUACAGCGUUAUUUUCUAGUACACCUGCUGCUGCUAAGUCUUUGAAAAUAUUGCCAUCUGGCCCUAAGUGUAAUGCAUCACAACCUUCUACUAAGGUAAUGAAGCAAAUGGAUAUAGGUGUGUAUUUUGGACUACCACCCAAAAGAAAAGAAGAGAAAUUGCUGGUGGAAAAUGCCUUAGAAGGGAUGAACUUAAAUACAGUUGUAAGUCCUGAUGAAAAGAGGUCCCGGCAGUGCAAGAGGAAAGCAGAAAAAUCUUUAAGUGAUUUAGAAUUAGAGGCAAAUAAUUUAAGUGAGAGUCAGCCCUCUGUGGAACUUUCUCGUAAGAGGUCACAGCAUCAAAGAAAGAGACUUAAAAAGUCAGAUUCAUUGCAGGAAGGAGUACAUCAGAAGAGUUCAGGUCACCGUAACAAGACAGAGCCUGGAACAGUCAAGUUAAGUAAAGACAGAGUCUUCGUAAAACCAGCUCAUGGCAGGCUGCAGAGAGGGAACACGAAAAUCCCAGAGUCAUCGAAUGCAGGAGAAUUAAGGAAAAGGACAUGUCCAUUCUAUAAGAAAAUACCUGGAACUGGCUUUACAGUCGAUGCCUUUCAGUAUGGAUUGGUUGAAGGUUGCACGGCCUAUUUUCUCACACAUUUUCAUUCUGAUCAUUAUGCUGGAUUGUCUAAAAACUUCACGUUUCCUGUUUAUUGUAGUGAGAUAACUGGCAAUUUGUUGAAGAGCAAACUUCAUGUGCAAGAACAAUAUGUCCAUCCAUUGCCAACAGACACUGAAUGUAUAGUGAAUGGUGUCAAGGUUGUUUUGCUAGAUGCCAAUCACUGUCCAGGUGCUGUCAUGAUCCUUUUUUAUCUUCCUAAUGGUUAUGUCAUACUACACACCGGAGACUUCAGAGCAGAUCCCACCAUGGAACGUUCUCUUCUUGCAGGCCAGAAAGUCCACACGCUUUACUUAGAUACAACAUAUUGCAGCCCAGAAUACUCUUUUCCGUCUCAGCAAGAGGUUAUCCAGUUUGCCAUCAACACUGCCUUUGAGACUGUAACUCUAAACCCACGUGCUCUUGUUGUCUGUGGCACUUAUUCUAUUGGAAAAGAGAAAGUCUUCCUAGCCAUUGCUGAUGUUUUAGGUUCAAAAGUGGGCAUGUCCAAAGAAAAAUAUAACACAUUACAGUGCUUCAAUAUACCAGAAAUUAAUUCCCUCAUCACUACAGACAUGUGCAAUUCACUGGUUCACCUUCUCCCAAUGAUGCAAAUUAAUUUUAAGGGUUUACAGAAUCAUUUGAAGAAGUGUGGUGGGAAAUAUGAUCAGAUUUUGGCUUUUCGACCUACAGGAUGGACACAUUCUAACAAGUUAACUAGUAUGGCAGAUAUUAUUCCCCAGACCAAAGGAAACAUUUCAAUAUAUGGGAUUCCUUAUAGUGAACACAGCAGCUACCUAGAGAUGAAACGUUUUGUUCAAUGGCUGAAGCCGCAGAAAAUCAUACCUACCGUGAAUGUCGGCACCUUGAGAUCCAGACGCACAAUGGAGAAAUAUUUUGAAGAGUGGAAGUUGGAAGCUGGAUAUUGAUGUUACCUCAGAGGACUCAGAAGUAGUUAAGUAACUUAGGCCUAGCUUGUUAGUAGUUAAAUCUUCAGUGAUAUGAUAUUUCACUUUAUGUGAAAAACCUCAUGAAGGUCACUCAUACAGCUUAUUUUCUCAUUUACGUUUGAAUAACAUGUUUACAGUGCAGGGCCUCUCAGCAUCAUCAAUAAUUGAGACUGGUCUGCCUAGUAUCCUUGUUUCUUGCCCCUCCCUGUGGGGCUGUUGUAUUCUGCAUCCAACAGUAGGAGCGUAAACAUAGGCAGGUUUGGGGACCAAAGGAUUCAUGAUAAUAAACUAGAUUGAAAGCAUUAUAUGUAAGUAAUUACGUAUCUUUAAAAUUAUUUAAUAUGGGGCAUAUUUUUAUGAGAUAAAG
This is a messenger RNA of Mesoplodon densirostris (Blainville's beaked whale), 4888 nucleotides long. RefSeq names its product DNA cross-link repair 1A (gene DCLRE1A). The coding region runs from base 1336 to 4500 and encodes 1054 amino acids. Gene Ontology annotation, molecular function: 5'-3' DNA exonuclease activity; damaged DNA binding. The transcript has 10 exons. Gene Ontology annotation, biological process: protection from non-homologous end joining at telomere; double-strand break repair via nonhomologous end joining; interstrand cross-link repair. The record is from RefSeq and is a predicted model, not a curated record. Lineage: Eukaryota; Metazoa; Chordata; Mammalia; Artiodactyla; Ziphiidae.